This is a messenger RNA of Lactuca saligna, 549 nucleotides long. NCBI's taxonomy places the organism in Eukaryota, Viridiplantae, Streptophyta, Magnoliopsida, Asterales, Asteraceae. The record is from the annotation of a GenBank genome assembly.
AUGUUCACAAGAACACCAUCGAUCGAAAAUUACUCAGGCUCCUGCAUGAUUCCAGCAAUUCUAAUGCCAUCACCUGGCUAUCCCAAUAAGCUUUGUACAAGUGUAUAUUCAAGAUCAAAGGUGUCAUCUACUCUCUUAAAAACUUCAUCCUCAUUUCAGAAGACAUUGUAUGCUCGGUUUUGGAUCUUCCAUUUGACACAACCUUUUCUUAACAAGGCCUCCAUGAGGAAAGUGUCACGUAUAAGAAGCAGUGCAGAUGGAAGCGGCUUAAACCCUUCAGCCCCAAAUAACAACAGUAGAGGGACAAGGCUUAUCAGGGCCUUACAAGCUUUUCAAAUCAGAUUAAGUGAAAGAAUUAAAGACUUGAGAAAAGAUCUUCCAAUGAAACUUUUGUUUUUCUUGACGGGUUUUUAUUGUUCAACGGCUUUCGCAACAGUUAUAGGACAAACGGGUGAUUGGGAUAUUCUUUCGGCUGCUUUGGCUGUGGUGGUUGUUGAGGGGAUUGGGGCCCUCAUGUAUACGGGGUCUUUUCCUUUGUUUGAUAAGUGA